AUUCAAGAUGUUUCUACGAUUGUUGAUGUUAACGAGCCUGGUAAUGGUAUGUUUAUCACAGUCCAGUAAACAAUGCUAUGAAUUUAUAGAUUUAACCCAGAACUAUCAACUCAAAUCAGCUACUCAAGAUUAUCCAAGAGAAGCUAUUGUUAAAGAGUAUGGAAUGCGUCAGGAAUUACAGGAACUUCUUAAUAAUAUUCUGGAACCCAUUCCAACAGAGCCUUCCAUGACAGUUCCUGGAAGCACAGCUCGUGCACCUAUCGACAGAAGGGUUCUAAUGACACCACAACCAAAAGUAUUUUUUGAUCCGAAGAAUAUUCCUAUGCCUUUCGCUGGAGCCAACCCCAAUGGCCGAAUCAACCCUUAUCUGAAGAAUGCGAUACCUUUUCAACGACCAUUGGCACCAAAUACUUUCCAACAGAGAUCGCAGAACAAUCCAGCCAUGCCACUGAGACCUUUAAAUCCACUGGUGAACGGACCAAUUCCAACCCGGAUUCCAGUUACACCAAGAGCUCAAGCAGGAGUCAUCCCAUUCGCUCAACUUCAGGCCCCUAAAGCUGCUCCGACCCCGAUGUAUGCAGGACAUCAAGUGCCGAACCUUGCACGCUUCGGUUUUCCAGGUGCUCGCAGAAAUCUACCACUAGGGUAUCCAAGAAGAGCCCCAGUGCCUCCUGGUCGACUGGCGCCGGUUGUCCCACAACAGAGUAAAUUUACCAUUGAACAAUUGAGACAGAUGGCCAUGCCAUACAAAAGGUCCUAUCAAAGAUACGGCGGUUAUAAUCCCUAUGCCAGAAGUUAUCGAUAUGGUCGACAAUCUGGACAUUUUAUAAGAAAACGAGCUGCUGACAGAAUUUCACCUAAAUAUACCUACAAACAAUUACUACAGUUGGCCAAUCCAUUUAACAGAUACGGAGGAGCCGCAAGAUACAGCAACCAGGGAUAUCGCCCUCCCAGACGAGUUGGUUAUUACAGCCCAGGGUCCACGAGGGCCCAAAACUACCUCUCUUACAAUGGAUACAACCCCUAUAGAAACAACUUUAACCCCUACACUGCCAGAAGAUACACCAACCUCAGAACCAGGCUUCCAAUUGGUACCAGAUUCCGACCUGUCAACCAGUUCCCAGUCCGACCCCAAUAUUCACAGAGUUCCAGGCGGUUCCAGUAUGGUCAACCACAAUACAGAACCAGACGAUCUAUCAGAAUCAACCCGAGUGAAGACAAUCAGAUAAAACCUAUCAGUGAAUCCUGCCCCACUACAAUGAUGUCUAUACAACAGUUUACAGGGCUCGGAGGUAACUGCUGGGUGCUAGAGCCAGAAAAACAGAUGGUAGAUUAUGCUGUGUGUGGACAUGACGACUGUUCUAACUGUAAAUCUGAAGACGAGGAUGAUAAAAUGAGUAAAUGUGUGGAGAACUACCACUGGACCCCGGUCUGGUCCUACUGUGAUGUUUUACCCCAGGGGAAGAAGAUACAGGAGGUGGAACUCUACCUACCCAAAUCCUGCAGCUGUAAGACCUUCCAAUGUUGAUGGGAACCAAUGUAUUUUUUAUAUGGGUUGGGUUAUUUCAAUGUGGUCUGAUUAUGGGUUGGGUUAUUUCAAUGUGGUCUGAUUAUGGGAUGGGUUAUUUCAAUGUGGUCUGAUUAUGGGUUGGGUUAUUUCAAUGUGGUCUGAUUAUGUUUAUAUUAUAAUAAUAAAGAUUUUUGUACUG
Molecule: messenger RNA, 1709 nt
Organism: Lottia gigantea (owl limpet)
Lineage: Eukaryota; Metazoa; Mollusca; Gastropoda; Lottiidae
Exons: 7
Coding region: 8-1528 (506 amino acids)
Source: RefSeq, a predicted model, not a curated record